AUGGAAAAGUACAGCCAGUACCGCGACCGGGCGACCGGCAUCUCGCCCUUUCUGCCGCUCUCGACGCCGCUCUCGGCCGUCUCGGCCGUCGCCCACGCCGCCCUCUUUGUCUUCCGGCUGCCGUUCUUCGUCGCCUACGCCGUCAGCUACUUCGUCCUCUUCCACCACCUGCCGCUGCCCGUCGUCGCGCGCAAGAUGGCGCUGUGGGGGCUCAUGGCCAUCCCCGGCAUCUGGUGGGUGGACCUGCAGCUCGACGGCGUCAAGCGCGGCACCCUCUCGGACCAGCCCAUCGAGCGCUUCCCCCAUCCGGGCUCCGUCAUCGCCGCCAACUUCACCAGCCCCAUCGACGCCGUCUACCUCGCCGCCAUCUUCGACCCCAUCUUCACCCUCUCCUACCCCGGCGAGCGGAGGGUCCGGCGCGUGAGCCUGCUCGGCGCCAUCGCCCAGGCCCUCGCCCCCGUCCGCACCGCCGCUCCCCCCAACGCCAAGCUGGUCCGUCUCGAGGACCUGCUCGACCAGUAUCCCGACCGCGUCAUCGCCGUGUUUCCCGAGUGCGGGAGCAGCAACGGGAAAGCCAUCCUCCCGCUCAGCCCGUCCCUGGUCGACACCCCUCCCGGCGUGCCCAUCUUCCCCGUCAGCCUUCGCUACACCCCGUCCGACGUCACCACCCCCGUCCCCGGCUGCUGGCUCGCCUUUCUGUGGAAUCUCCUGUCCCGCCCGACGACGUGCAUCCGGGUCCGCGUGGCCGCGAGCCAGGUGAACACGGCCGCCGCAAGGACCAACGGGGCGUCGCUGCCCGCAAACGGCGGCCACGACCUCGUCAAGAAUAGGAUCCCUCGGGGCGCCGACGUCACGGCCGACGAGCAGCGCGUGCUGGAUCGCAUCGCCGAGGCCCUGGCUCGACUGGGUCGCGUCAAGCGGGUUGGGCUCACCAUGGAGGACAAGGCUGCCUUUGUCAAGGCCUAUGCUGGUAGUAAGAACUCAUAG
Ustilaginoidea virens is the source of this 987-nucleotide messenger RNA. RefSeq lists its product as uncharacterized. Gene Ontology annotation, molecular function: acyltransferase activity. The coding region runs from base 1 to 987 and encodes 328 amino acids. The record is from RefSeq and is a predicted model, not a curated record. The transcript is spliced from 2 exons. Lineage: Eukaryota; Fungi; Ascomycota; Sordariomycetes; Hypocreales; Clavicipitaceae.